Molecule: messenger RNA, 985 nt
Organism: Juglans regia (Persian walnut)
Lineage: Eukaryota; Viridiplantae; Streptophyta; Magnoliopsida; Fagales; Juglandaceae
Exons: 7
Coding region: 1-831 (276 amino acids)
Molecular function (GO): calcium ion binding
Source: RefSeq, a predicted model, not a curated record
AUGGAGGAGAUCCGUGAGGUUGCUAACGCUUAUUACGUUAACUUGACAGAGCAGCAACAGGAGAAAGCCCAGGAUGAUUUCAAAAAGAUGAAGUUGGAAAGAAAUACGAGCAUGAGCCUAACUGAUUUCUUGGAUUUCGUCCUGCAAGAAAAUUGUCCAAAAACUGUUGCUUGUUCUUUGUUCAAGCAUCUAGACGUAAAUGGUGAUGGCAACCUGGAUUUCGACGAGUUUAUCACCUUGUUCUAUCUGUAUCAAAGCAAGAGGCUACUGUAUUGUCGUGGCUGUGAAACGUUUCUUAAUGGACUGUAUUUCACUUGCAUCAAAUGCUUUGGUUCCACCGGCAAUAGCUAUGACCUCUGCACCUUCUGUUACCGGAACAAAAACUUUAAACACCAUAAAGAUGCAGUCUUCUUGGACAACUACGCUUUACUCCGCCGGAACAUCAAACGCUCAUCGGAAACGGCAGUAGACCCAGUUCAGGACAACGAUAAUAAAAUCAAAUUAGAAGACGUAGAUGAAUCUGGCCAAGUCAAAAACGAUGAAAAUGAAGGUCAAUAUGUCUCUGAAUUAUCGGAUCAUCAGGAAAACAAUGCAACUCAUGAAGCAGAUUUUGAUGACUCUACUUACCAGAAAAAUGAAGAAAAUGAAGAAGUCGCAAAUGCAUCUAACCAGCUGGAAAAAAUUGGAAAUCGAAAAGUUGCAAACAUACAUCGUUACCGGAAUCGCGAGCGAAUCGGCAAGGCAUUUUCAAAACUCGGAGCAAAUAUCACAUCAAAAGUAACAGGCAGCAUCUCAAAGGCUACUGACAGUAUCGAUUGCAAUGUCAUGUGAUGGUUAUCACAUAAAACAGAUCUGGCAAUCGCUUUAAAGUUAGAAGUUAAUUAUUAAGUGAAAUGUUAUUCCGUGUUCAUUACCGAUCAUUUGUAGCAUUAUUAAUGUGUGCAUGCAUGUGUACAAAUUGACUAUAUGCCAUAUUGUAUCGUAG